Messenger RNA from Xenia sp. Carnegie-2017, 5117 nucleotides. RefSeq names its product tight junction protein ZO-3-like. Gene Ontology annotation, cellular component: plasma membrane; bicellular tight junction. NCBI's taxonomy places the organism in Eukaryota, Metazoa, Cnidaria, Anthozoa, Malacalcyonacea, Xeniidae. Gene Ontology annotation, molecular function: cell adhesion molecule binding. The transcript is spliced from 30 exons. Gene Ontology annotation, biological process: protein localization to cell-cell junction; cell-cell junction organization; cell-cell adhesion. The record is from RefSeq and is a predicted model, not a curated record. Bases 249 to 4814 code for a protein of 1521 amino acids.
GUCGUAAGAACGCCCUUAACAUUCCAUGUUGAAAAUUUGUAAACGUUGAAUCGAAUUGUAAACACUCGCACAAUUCGCUUUACUAAAGGGUGAAUUAUUGCUUUUUCUUCGAGUUGGAUCUCAUAUCUAUAUUUGAUAACAAGUUUGUGUCAAAAUAACGAGAAUAGAAACGUUUUACGUUUUUUAUCUACUCACUUUCGGCAAGGAAAUACAUUGUGGUAUUCAAUACCUAUCUCAACGUUUUCAAAAUGCCUGUUCGUGGAGGUGACUCUAGACCUUACGAAGCUCGCGGUGGCAGUGUUCGUAGUGGACACCACUUUUCUGGUUAUGGAAGACCAAAAGAACCGAGUUCGCCUACUUCUGACCACUCUGAAGGUUUUGUUGUUGAGGCUGCGGUAGUUGCUCGAGAACCAGUGACGACAUUUAAACUUUCAGAUAUGGAAAAACAGACCAUCGUUCUUGAGAAGGCAGCCCCAAACCAAGGUUUUGGUAUAGCUGUCUCUGGUGGGCUGGAUAACCCACAUUAUGAGACUGGCGAUACGUCCAUAAUUGUUUCUGAUGUUGUUGAUCGAACUCCUGCAGAAGGACUACUCAGAAUAAAUGAUGUCAUACUGAGUGUGAAUGGCGUUAAUGUUGAAGGAGUAGAACAUGCUGUCGCUGUAGAGGCCUUGAAAAAUAGUGGAUAUUCUGUCACACUGGUUAUCUUGAGAAAAAAACCAAGUAUAUCUUCCACAAUACCAUACAUUCAAGAGCAUCCGUCACAACCUACUUUUUAUGAAACAUAUAAAGGACAAAGUUAUGGUCUUUCUCUUGGAACAAUUUUAUUCAUCAAAGAUUUGGAUCCUGCUGGCCCAGCUGGUCGAGAUGGACAGUUGGAAGCUGGCGAUGUCCUUCUUCAGAUCAAUGGCAUGAAGGUUGAAGAUUUAAGUAGAUCUGAGGCCGUUAAUUUGAUGAGAAGUUCUCCCGAAAGAUUGAAUCUUAUUGUUGCUCGCAAUAAAGACGUAUCAUUGAAUAUGCCUGGAAGACGUGCUGGUGUAAGUGAGACGAUUUCAAUGUCAAGAAAUCCCAAUAUUGUUGAGGGGGGAAUUAGUGUAAAUGGACAGGAUCUUGCAGGACAUUGGCAAAAUGAUGGUAUAGAUGGUGCUUGGAGUAACACUCUUCAAAGCACAGCGACCUACAGUGUAUCGAGUGUCGGCAGACGAAGCGACGAUCGUGAUAUUGACGCUCAAAAAGAUAAAAAGUUUCGAGGAGAACCACAUCUUGUGUCCUUUCAUCGCACCGGAAGCAGUCUUGGAAUACAAGUCUCUGGAGGGAACGCAGUUGGAAUAUAUGCUAACGCUGUUAAAGAUGGAAGCCCAGCUAAGUUAGCAGGUCUUCGAGUUGGCGAUCAAAUAUUGGUGGCAAAUGAAAUUGAUUUUAAAGAAAUCACUCGCGAAGAAGCUGUUCUUUUACUCCUUUCAUUACCAGAAGAAGUCAGCUUACUUGUUCAAUAUAAAAAGUCAGUUUAUGAUCGCACUAAAGAUUCGCCUGGUGAUUCGUUUUACGUUAAAGCACAAUUUCAAUAUACCGGUGGAGAUGAUGAUGAACUGUCAUUCAGAAGAGGAGAGGUCUUCCAUGUACUUGAUACGAUGAACGGUGGUACUAUAGGAUCUUGGAGAGCACAGAGGGUGCUACAAAGUGGUGCUGAGACUGAAGUUGGCAUAAUACCCAAUAAAUGCAGAGCUGAGCAGCUGGCCAUUGCUCGAGAUUUGGAAACAAAGAAGGGCUCUGGUGGUAAAUCAAAAUCAGGAACUUUGAAAAGAAAAGAUACAAAAAAUGGAACUGCCAGAAAGAAGCAAUAUCAAGCUGCAGAUCAACUUGACGAGAGCUCAUUUCAACUUGAUGUUAAAUACCCAGCUUACGAGAGAGUUGUCAAACAAAAAGCUGGGUUUGUUCGUCCUGUUGUGCUUUUGGGACCAAUUGCUGACUUAUGUCGCGAUAGACUCAUGGUUGAAUUUCCCGAAAAAUUUACUUCACCAACGACAUACGGUCGUUUCGAUGCCAAGCAAGGGGGAAUCAAACUCAGUGCAGUUCGAGAAAAUAUUGAAAGCGAUAAACAUAGUCUUCUUGAUGUUACCCCAGAAGGUGUUGAAAUGUUAAACUAUGUUGGUUUGGAACCUAUAGUCAUAUUUAUGAAGCCAAACAAUAGACAGAUCAUAAAAGAUCUUCGUUACGAUUUGACCAAGAAGAAUCAUUCGGCAAGAUUUAUUAAGAAACUUUACGAUCAAUCGGAAACUUUGACAUAUGAUUUUCCAUAUUUGUUUACAGCCGUAAUUACUUUUGAACGUAAUGACAAAUGGUACACUGACUGUGUCGAGAUCAUCAAGAAACAACAGGAAAAUCCUAUAUGGCUACCUGAAACAGUUAAGGAGCAAUCUGAUAAUGGUGAACUGGUUCUCCAAAGGCCACGACAUUCUGUGGUUUAUGAUACGGAUCAAAGUGGAUUGGAUUUACCCGAGGAUGUCGAUCGUAAAUCUGAUGAUAAACCACGAACUCCUGACGAGGAAAUUGUUGCGGCGAAUGCUACACUUCAGGAAUCUGAACCUGGGCCAGUUGAACAGGCGUACAGCAUUGUAUCACGUGAAAGACACGAUGACGAAGAAUUCAUAAGAAAUCAAGAACAAGGAACAGAUUUACGGGAGCGCGAUUUUGAAAGGCUGGAGGAAGAAAGGGGAAGAGAGCUCCUACGGAAACAAGAACAAAGAGAGUUUCAACGUCGACAAGGAGACGAGAGAGAGUUUCAACGUCGACAAGGAGACGAGAGAGAGUUCCUAGAGCAACGAGAAGAAAGAGAAUUCCAACGUCGACAAGAAGAAGAAGAGGAGUUCCAUCGUCGACAAGAAGAAAGGGAGUUUCAACGUCGUCAAGAAGAAGAAAGGGAGUUUCAACGUCGACGAGAAGAAGAGGAGUUCCAUCGUCGACGAGAAGAAGAGGAGUUCCAUCGUCGACGAGAAGAAAGGGAGUUUCAACGUCGACAAGAAGAAGAAAAAAUGUUCCAACAUCGACAAGAUAAAAGAGAUUUCCGGCAGCCAGAAAAAGGACGGGAAUAUCAGAAAGAUGAUAAUGAUUACGAUCGGCAAAUGGAGCAACGAAAAUUUGAACUAAAUGAGUACGAAAAAAAUCGUAGACGUUACGAUGAUGAGCCACAACGAGAGCAACGAAAACCUUUUAUCCCCCCUGGUGUAAAAGUUCUUCCCGGCGCCCUUCCCCCCGUGGUAAAUUUGAAGAAAACUGAUUCCUUUUUAAAGAGAGGUGAGAUUUUCGGGGACAGUUCUCAACAAACUGUUCAACUCCGUCAUGUUGAAAGGCGAGAUUCCGAAGCUGAGCAUUAUGAUGAAAGAAUUGGAGUGAAGGUUUCAGAUAUCUUUGACGUGAGGAAAGAUUUUCGCAUAGGAGAAGAUGAGUACGACGAGCAGGAGGAGAGAAGUACACAAAGAGGAGAAGGCAAUCGCUAUAGAAGUGAUAAUGAGAAUGAUGAUGCGGGAUUCUCACGAGACCCGCAAGACUCCCGCGUUGUAAUCGCGCAAGAUGAUGACAUGCGCGAUGAGUAUAAUCAGGAAGACGUGGUUAGAAGUCACGCGAAACCUGACGAAGCAGUCGUCGAUGAUUUUGAUGAUUUCAGCUCACAACAAAAUGUUGGUACUCGUACCCAGACUUCCACCGAGUAUAGGACAAGUUACCAGGUGACGAAGCAAUCACGUAAUCCCGUGAUAGAUUCACGUGAUGGACGCAGAGUAGAAGGUGGUGAUUAUUAUACAGGAAGAUCUCGUUCAAAGAUUGGGAAUGUAGAUGAGGAUCAUGGAGGAGAAAUGUAUCGAAGAAAUGAGGAACCUCCUUUGAAGAUGGACUACGAAAGUCGAGUUUCCAACGAGCCUUCUUUCUAUGACCGUCGACCUCCAUUAACACGUUAUGAUGACGAUAAUACUAACAGACGGCCACCCCCACCUGCCGAUGAUGAACCUUACAAAAGACCACCCCCACCUGCCGAUGAUGAGCGCUACACAAGACCACCCCCACCUGCAGAUGAGGAAGCUUACAGGAGACCACCCCCUGUUGAUGAUGAAGCGUACACAAGACCACCCCCACCUGUGGGAGAUAAAUCGUACCGCAGACCAGCCCCACCUGUCAGAGAUGAGUCUUUCAAAAGAUCCAAAGCCUUUUCGAACACAUAUUCUCGUUCAUAUGGUCCUCAAUCAUCAAUGCAGCACUCCGAAUAUCGCCGAAAUACAACUGAAUACAACGGUAAUCGACAUUACAACGGUGAUUAUCAACAAGCAGUACCAGAAGCAUACCAUUAUGGUAGUACAGCUUAUCGUUACCCAGCAACGGACUUUGACGAUCCUCAUGGUGAUGCAACAAGUGAUUUUGAAUCUGUUACUGACGAUGAGCCGUCAGUCGUUGCAACGGCACGCGGUUAUUUCACUUCACGUGGAGGUAUUCUGACCUCAGAGAACACUGGAGUGAGUAUCUAUAUUCCAUCUGGUGCCAUUCCUCCCGGCAUUGAGCAGGAAAUUUAUUUCAAAGUUUGUAAUGACAACUCCAUAUUACCUCCUUUGGACGCAGAAAAAGGCGAGACUCUCCUCAGUCCUCUGGUCAUGUGUGGACCACACGGUACAAAGUUUCUUAAAGCAGUUGAAUUACGAUUACCUCACUCGGCUGCAAUGACGUCAGAAGGAUGGUCAUUUGCACUCAAUUCCAAUGAUGACGAACAAGAUAAACCGAAGAAUUAUACUGUUGGCAGUAACAGUGUUUCUGUUCUUGUGGAUCAUUUUUAAAUAUCAUCAAAUCAAAGAGGAACACUACUUGGAUGCUUUUUGCGAUUUAAAUACUGUUCAUAUGUUAGAAAUUUUUUUAUGCAUUUGUGGGGAGAUUGUAAUGAUUUUAUCAUUUCUAAAUUUUUCUAUUUUUGAUAUGACAGCGACAAAGUUGUCGAUGGAUUAUGUCAUAGAUUAGAACGAAAUUUUUUAUAAAGCAAAUCACAUACUGAGUGUAAUAGACAGUGUAUUUUAAUUAGAUAUUUUAAUAUGUACCUAACUACACUUAAAAUGAUAAUAUUAAAAAUGGGUAAUUAAUCUUCA